AAAAGCACCAUCUGCAAAAGUUCCAACCAUCUCCCAGUGCUUUACAGCCAUGGCUGACACUGAAGUGGACGACACUUUCAAGAACAGCUCACAUCUCGGAUCACCAACACUGCUGACCCCUCACUGUAAUGGGGCUGAAAGGGAGAAUCUCAGUGCAGAGUCCUCAGCCAAUGAGAGACCUGCUAAUACUGCUUCAGGUUCAUUACCUGCAGCCCGUUCUCAGCUCUUGCGGAUGCUGGAGGCCUCUGAGGCCCGCAGGUCUGCAUAUCUCCUCAGCACUGAAGAAGCGUCUACAGCCAGCGACGAAGCAGUCAUAGAGGCACCCAGGACAGAGAAAGAAAUCCAGGCCCCACAGCAGCCGCAGGAGUUUAAUGAGAGGCUCACUAGAACAGGCCGCCGCUCACUGUCCCGCUCACUCUCCCACUCUUCUGAAGACAAACGUAGCUCAGAAAGCUCAGAAGAGGAGGCUUCUCCUCGAAACAAGGAGCAGAAGAACUCUAAUGGAAACAACGACUUCUGCAUUAAGAACAUCCGUCAGGCAGCCUUCGGCCGCAGAGAGAUAGAAAUAGCAGAGCAAGAGAUGCCAGCACUGAUGAUCCUGAGAAAGGCAGCCCAGGGAGAGAAGCCACUAGCGGGCGCUAGAAUAGUGGGCUGCACCCACAUCACUGCACACACGGCUGUGCUGAUGGAGACUCUGUCUGUGCUGGGUGCUCAGUGUAGAUGGGCUGCCUGUAAUAUCUAUUCCAUCCAGAACGAAGUGGCUGCAGCACUUGCAGAAGGAGGUGUACCUGUAUUUGCAUGGAAAGGAGAGUCUGAAGAUGAUUACUUCUGGUGUAUAGAUAGCUGUGUUAACGUGGAGGGCUGGGAGCCAAACCUGAUUCUUGAUGAUGGAGGAGAUAUGACACACUGGAUCUAUAAGAAAUAUCCCCAACUGUUUGAGAAUAUCAAAGGCAUUGUUGAAGAGAGUGUCACUGGAGUUCACAGAUUACACCAGCUGUAUAAGACUGGAAAGCUCUGUGGCCCAGCCAUAAAUGUCAAUGAGUCAGUGAUAAAGCAAAAGUUCGACAACUUCUACUUCUGCAAGGAGUCUAUACUGGAUGGACUGAAGAGGACCACUGAUGUUACUCUGAGUGGGAAGCAGGUGGUUGUCUGUGGUUAUGGAGAGGUGGGAAAAGGCUGCUGUGCUGCACUGAAAGGGUUGGGAGCGAUUGUGUAUGUGACAGAAGUUGACCCCAUUUGUGCUCUACAGGCCUGCAUGGAUGGUUUUCAACUGGCCAGACUGAACGAGGUCAUAAAAAUGGUGGACAUUGUUAUUACCUGCACAGGAAAUAAAAAUGUAGUCCUGCGGGAACACCUGGAGCACGUGAAGAAUGGUUGUAUUGUAUGCAACAUGGGACACUCCAAUACAGAGAUUGAUGUGGCCAGCCUAAUGACACCAGAGCUGACGUGGCGGCGUCUAAGAGCACAUGUGGAUCACAUCGUCUGGCCAGACGGCAAAAUAAUAGUACUGCUAGCAGAGGGUCGACUCCUAAAUCUGAGCUGCUCGACGGUGCCUGUUUAUGUGCUGUCCAUCACAGCCACAACCCAGGCUUUGGCAUUGAUUGAGCUGUUUAAUGCUCCUGAAGGCCGCUACAAGCAAGACAUUUAUGUGUUCCCCAGGAAAAUGGAUGAGUUUGUAGCGGCCCUGCACCUCCAGAGCUUUGAUGCCCAUCUAACUGAGCUCACAGAUGAGCAGGUCAAGUACACUGGUGUGAACAAGAAUGGGCCAUACAAGCCAAGCUAUUACAGGUACUAAGUUGACUGGAGGGUGAAAAUAUGAAAACAUUCUACUCGUAACCUUAAAUGGAAAGGAUAAAACCAUCUGAACCUUGGAUCUGGAUUUUGCUGGCCUCCAUCUUCAUCCUUUUCACUCUACAGUGACAAAUGUAACAGGGAACAAACAUAAACAUCCAAUUUUGUGAAUUUUAUUGCAGAAUUUCUAUU
This is a messenger RNA of Colossoma macropomum (tambaqui), 1983 nucleotides long. RefSeq names its product adenosylhomocysteinase like 2a (gene ahcyl2a). The transcript has 17 exons. Lineage: Eukaryota; Metazoa; Chordata; Actinopteri; Characiformes; Serrasalmidae. Gene Ontology annotation, biological process: L-methionine cycle. Bases 50 to 1795 code for a protein of 581 amino acids. The record is from RefSeq and is a predicted model, not a curated record. Gene Ontology annotation, cellular component: cytosol.